Aedes albopictus (Asian tiger mosquito) is the source of this 1398-nucleotide messenger RNA. RefSeq lists its product as uncharacterized. NCBI's taxonomy places the organism in Eukaryota, Metazoa, Arthropoda, Insecta, Diptera, Culicidae. The transcript has a single exon. The coding region runs from base 1 to 1398 and encodes 465 amino acids. The record is from RefSeq and is a predicted model, not a curated record.
AUGAAGAGGGAGGACUACGACAACAAAAUGCGGGCGUUAGUCAAUGACACCACCACGUACGAAAAAGUGAGGUCAGAUCCCACGUCCAGGUACCAAAUUGGUAACAACAGCAUAGUUAGACGGCUUAGGAACCUCAAGCUGAUCGAAUACCGAACAGCGCAUGAACUAACCUCGAACAAUGCAAUAUGUCCCCGAAUCUACGGACAGCCAAAAGCGCACAAGCCGGAUCUCCCACUUCGCCCCGUCAUCCCCAACAUAACAGCUCCAACAUACAAGCUUGCCAAAUACAUUGCCGCAAUCCUACAAAACUCCUUCCAUAGUCAGUACAAUACGUCCAGCUCAUUCGAGUUCUGCGACGAGGUGAACAACGUAACACUUCCAGAGGGAUACGUUAUGAUCUCCCUCGACGUUACGUCGUUGUUCACAAACGUCCCCCGAUCGCUAGUGAUUAAAAACAUAAUCGAGCGAUGGAAUGAGGUCAAAACCCAAAUAAACCUCGACCUAUUCCUGGAGAUAGUGGAGUACUGUAUGGAAGCCAGUUUCUUCUGUUUCGAGGGACAAUACUACAAACAGACGUAUGGGACAGCCAUGGGAAGCCCGCUCUCCCCCAUAGUAGCCGACAUCGUCCUAGAUUCGGUUAUCAGCCUAGCUAUGCAAUCUAUACCCUUUGAGAUAACAAUCUUUAGGAAAUACGUGGACGACAUCUUCAUGGCGAUCCCACGGAAUAGCGAGCAACUAGUCCUUGAGGCCUUCAAUAGUGUAGAACCGAGGCUGCAGUUCACUAUCGAAAGCGAAAACGAUCGGCGACUGGCAUUCCUAGAUACGACGGUCAUACGCAACCAGGACCAGUCCCUAACGACAGAGUGGUACGCGAAACCGAUCGCAUCGGGCAGGAUGCUGAACUACACCUCGUUUCACCAGCCAAAGCACAAAAUUAACGUUGCGAACAACUUAAUACACCGCGUAUGUUCGCUAACCCGCAACAAAUCAAUGGAGGAAAUAGUGAAGACGAUCCACCACCACCUCCAGAUGAACAACUACCCCAAACACCUGAUCAACAGACUUCUCCAUCUGUACAUCAACAAACCCGCAGCAACCCACCCACAAACAAACUCACCCAGCCGACCAUCGUGCCAGCUAUCUCCCGAACCACCCACAACAACGCCAACCGAAUCCAUCCAGCCAGUCAUCCUGCCAGCAAACCCCACCCAACUAGAACCGCCCCCACAAGAUUCACACGACACUGAUGAGGACCAAAAUCUCCAAACUAUAACAAUUCCCAGCAUCCACACAACCGACCUGACCGAACGAACAAACAACCGACGAACAGAUGAGCAACCUGAAACGACGCAAAAUGUGAAAACCUACAGAUCGAUAGGGGAGACUGGGGAGACUUGA